Penaeus vannamei (Pacific white shrimp) is the source of this 586-nucleotide messenger RNA. RefSeq lists its product as uncharacterized. Gene Ontology annotation, molecular function: chitin binding. Gene Ontology annotation, cellular component: extracellular region. The record is from RefSeq and is a predicted model, not a curated record. Lineage: Eukaryota; Metazoa; Arthropoda; Malacostraca; Decapoda; Penaeidae.
AGUCCUUCCCCGCCGACGAUGUACUUCGGAAAGGGCGUGGCCGUAGGGGCGCUGUUGGCAGUGGGCGUCGCGCGGGCGGACUUCACUCUGUACGUUCGUCUGGGCGAAGGGGCGUGCGGGAGCGCCGUCCAGUCUCUGCCGCGGAGCCUCCUCCUCUGCGGCGCCCUCUGUACUGUCUAUAACUGGUGUGUGAGCUUCAGCUACGGAGACGGGGUGUGUGACCUACACCAACAGCUGACCAGCCCAGACGGUUCUGCGGGCAUGGGAUGUUACGUUCCUGCCGAUCCGACAACGGGCAAUCCACUCCAGACUGUACCUGAGACUACAACUGUAGCGUCAAGUGGAGGAGGAACUUGCUACUCCGUGAGCACAGCGCCCUGCGGGACUCUGGAGGAAGGCGAGUUCUACCUUCACCCGUCAGACUGCAGCAAGUAUCUACGGUGUUCGGGAGGAACAGUUUACGAAAUGAACUGCCCUGGAGGACUGGUGUUCGACAUAACGAAGGAUGUGUGCGAUUACCCUGCGAAUGUGCUGACGGCAUGCACUUGCUGAGUCCGUGGUGGCGUCUCUGUCGCCCCGAAAGGAA